AUGUCAAGAAGGCGUUCCACAAAGUUUACUAUCUUCUUAAUGCUUGAUAAUGGUAAUAGUAACUCAUUAUUGUUUCAAUCGACGCAUAUAAUUGAACGGGCGAAACGAUUGGGUAACCUUUAUGCUAGUGUUAUUGAAGAAAAUCUUAACAGUUUACCACCACAAGAAUUGGCUCGUCGUAUUCUAAAAUGUGAGGCGGAGAGAAAGAUUUCAGUAUUGCAGCAAUGCCCUGUAGAGAGCACAUGCGAGGUGAAUGAUAACAGUCCAUUGUGUGUUUAUUGUGAUGAGCCAGAAAGUAAGUACUGCAAAGAGACUGGUCGGCCGCAUAUGUGUGUUCGUACACAAACUGAUAAUGAUAAUGCUGGUGGUGAUGAUGAUGAUGAUGAAUGUACUGGAAGAGAAGAUUUGUUGCCACUGACACACGAGGAAGAGUGUUGUGCAGUGAAAAAGAUUGAUGCUGCCAAUUCUUCUUCUUCUUGCACUUCUAAUCAUUGUGUUGAAUUGACUGUAGAUCCUGUUGUGGUUUCAUCCGGUAGUUCAAGUCCACCAUCUCGUUCGGUAUCGCAAGGUGUGACGGUGAUGCAGGAAACAGCUUCAUUGACGGAGAUGAAGGAAGAAGAAACAACUCGUGAAAAGAGUGCUGAUAUUGUGGAAGUAGAUUUGAUUACCAGUCCAUGA
Trypanosoma theileri is the source of this 678-nucleotide messenger RNA. RefSeq lists its product as uncharacterized. The transcript has a single exon. Bases 1 to 678 code for a protein of 225 amino acids. The record is from RefSeq and is a predicted model, not a curated record. NCBI's taxonomy places the organism in Eukaryota, Euglenozoa, Kinetoplastea, Trypanosomatida, Trypanosomatidae.